Molecule: messenger RNA, 1272 nt
Organism: Phytophthora infestans T30-4
Lineage: Eukaryota; Oomycota; Peronosporomycetes; Peronosporales; Peronosporaceae
Exons: 3
Coding region: 13-1272 (419 amino acids)
Cellular component (GO): mitochondrion
Molecular function (GO): protein-arginine omega-N symmetric methyltransferase activity
Source: RefSeq, a predicted model, not a curated record
UUUUGAGUGAUGAUGCCGGGCUUAUACUCUACUCGCCGAAGCGCAUUGUUGCGACCAGCACUGGCGACACGGGCCUUUUCGUUAUCUUCUUUUAUCAAUGCUGGUGAUACCAAUGUAGUGCUGACAAGGGAAUUCAUCUAUGCGUCUCUGUACGCGAAGGAGGCAGGAUAUUUCACAACACAGGAGCGUAAUGUGCUGCAUGUGCCUACGGAGAGCAUCGACUUCGGCAAUCUAUGGGGUGCCGGUGAGUAUCAUAACAUGGUAGCCGAGUUGUACAAGGAGAGUCCCGAGGCCUGGCUCACGCCCGUGGAGGUGUUCGCGCCAUAUUACUCGCAGGCACUGGCACGCUACAUGCUUAACUCUCCCUUCUUCCGCCAGGAGCUCGAGAUCUUCGAAAUCGGCGGUGGUUCUGGGUCCAAUGCACUGCACAUUCUUAACUAUUUGAAGGAGCAGGCACCAGACGUGUACGCUAAGACCAAGUACACGCUAAUCGAGAUCAGCCCUGUGAUGGCCGAGAGGCAGCGGAACCGUGUGGCUGUUGUGCACCCAGAGCAGUGCUCGGUCGUCAACCAAGAUAUCCUAACCUUCGCAGAUACACAUGCUCCUGUCAACUCGCAGUGCUUUUUCCUGGCACUCGAAGUGCUGGACAACCUGCCUCACGACAAGGUCACGGUACAGAACGGCAAGUGGUACGAGACGAUCGUCAAGAUGGGGAGCGAAGCGAAUGCCGGCCCAUUGCUGGAGGAAGCUAUGCGUCCGGUCAAGGAUAUGCUGAUCCGCCAGACACUCCGCUACUUCGGCUGCGAGCUGCCGCUGCGCGUGUCGUACAAGAACAACUUCAGUCUGGCGCAGCGCGUGCGGCGCAUGUUGGGCAAAGACGCCCCUGCGCUGAGCUCUGCUUUCAUCCCGACGGGUGCCAUGCAGCUACUGAACACGCUCCGCACUGCCUUCCCCAAGCACCAUCUCAUUGCCGCUGACUUUGACUCGCUCCCAGCCCCGAAUCUGGAUGAGAACUCCCCGGUCAAAGCUAUUGAACACCCGCUUAGCAGCACGGCAACAUCGUCUGGAGCGCUUUUUGCGGGAAAUGCCCCCCUCGUCGCGUCAAAACUCACAGGUGAGACGAAGGACCACGAUACAUACCUGGUGCAAGGCGGAAUCGCCGACAUCUUCUUUGCCACCGACUUUAGUCGACUCAAGAAAGCGUAUUGCUCUGCGCUCGAGCGUCAGACUGACGAGGUACAGUUUCGGUCGUCAAGUCUUCCGACUUUCUGA